Molecule: messenger RNA, 1503 nt
Organism: Astyanax mexicanus (Mexican tetra)
Lineage: Eukaryota; Metazoa; Chordata; Actinopteri; Characiformes; Acestrorhamphidae
Product: tripartite motif-containing protein 65
Exons: 4
Coding region: 121-1248 (375 amino acids)
Biological process (GO): protein ubiquitination
Molecular function (GO): protein binding; ubiquitin-protein transferase activity
Source: RefSeq, a predicted model, not a curated record
CAGGAACAGCGGCCCGUGUGUACUUGGUUCCGGCUGAGGACAGUUCCUCCCCCAUAUUAAAGAAAUAGAAGCUCCGGUUUCGCUUUCGGUUCAGAGAAACUCCUUAAGAGACGCUCCAUCAUGUCUACAGUUUACGAAGACAUAGUGAAGCUCGUCGCCAACAAUCUAAAAUGCUCCAUUUGUUUCGAGCUGUUCACGGACCCAGUCACUCUGUCCUGCGGCCACAACUACUGUCUCAACUGUAUUCAGAGGUACCUGUCCCGCGGGACGAGGACCUGCCCCCAGUGCAGGUCUAAGCUCCCACACACCCCCAACCUGAAGAAGAACGUCGCUCUCUCCAACAUCCUGGACCUGCAGGAGGCCGGGGGUCGUGAGAUGUGGAACCAGGUGGUCAUACGGACAGACCAGUGCAACAGUUACCACACAGAGAAGCUAACAGAGGAUGGUUCCUUGUCUGUCGGAAAAAACAUCAGCACAGCUAAAGGGUUCAGUUCAUCGUUUGACAAUGAAGGAGGAAGCCAGUGUGCUGACAGCAGUUCAUCCAGCCUGGAAUUUUCUGAACUGGAGAACAGUAUAAACGGCUUUUCACGCAUAGAAGCGCUUGAGAGUAUGUUACCUGAUCCAGACAGUGAUGCACAGGAAGUCAGUGAGGUCCUGCUGGAUGGUCUAAAUGAAGCCAGUGGUCUUGCUGACUUUGCAACAGCGGAUCUGAACUGCAGCCAAUCUGCAGAGUUUGUUUUGCUGUCCUUUUUGCCUGCAAUGGGUCACAGGCGUUUAGCAUUCAUGCCAGAGAACCGGAGGUUAGUGGUAAGGUCAGCUUUCUCAUCGGUGACCCAAAAUGGUCGCUUUGAUGCCUGCCAGUGGAUGGCGGAUCAGGAGCUUUCAAGAGGGAGGCAUUACUGGGACGUUGACGUGUCUCGGUGCUCUGGAUGGGCGGCCGGGGUGGCAUAUCCUGGCCUGGCCAGAAACGAACAGCUGGGUCGGGGCCCCUCUUCCUGGUGCAUUGAGCGGAGCAGUGGGCGAUUGAGUGCCUGGCACAACAAAAAAGAGACCCCACUCAAACAGGACUGCCCAGACAGUGUCAGAGUUCUGUUGGAUAUGGACAGCAGCUGUCUGUCUUUUUGGAGCCUGAUGGAUGGACUGGUGGAGCUGUAUAGCGUGCAGGCAGAUUUCCGUGGCCCAGUCAGGCCCGUGUUCUGGUUGCAUGGAACACAGCAGAGGAAUGUUCUGGCUUUUCCUGCAAGAUAAAAUUAUAAAUUAUUUGUUUUUAAUUGUGCUGUAAAUGCUGGUUGCUGUGAUUUGUCUGAUCAAAGCAUCUCCUACCAGAAAUAACCUGUAUCCACAGCUUUGCAAUCUUUACAAACCACUUUUUUGUUGCCUUUGGUGUUUCAUGUUCUUUAUUUGCUAUGUUUAUUUUGCUUUCUUUCUCUCCUCUAAAUAUGUAUUUGUUAAUGUAUCUUUCUUGUAUGGUAUAAUGUAUAAUUUGUUUUUGAUAAAUCUGCA